Messenger RNA from Lactuca virosa, 983 nucleotides. The record is from the annotation of a GenBank genome assembly. Lineage: Eukaryota; Viridiplantae; Streptophyta; Magnoliopsida; Asterales; Asteraceae.
AUGACCCCAUAUUCCCAAUAUACCCUUCCCCUCCCGUUUUUUCCUCCUAAAAAGUUAUCAGCGAGUAUUGCUGCUUUUGCACCAUCUUCCCCAUCUGUUCUUCCAAUCGGAAUUCGAAGCUCUGCUCACCAUCAGCCAAGGAAAUCGGUCUUCAAAGGUCGAUUAAAGUCGCCGAUUUCAUUUCAGAUCGAGAUAAUCUACUGUGGGUUUGUCAUUAUGGAAGAAACACUCGGAACUGGAGCCAAUUCUAGGUAUCGUGUCUCUCUUUCAGAGUUUACAAUUGUUGCUCAGUGCCUUCGUUAUGAAGUAAUUGGGUGUGCCAGCAUCAAAUCACAUCAAAUUACAGAUGUAGAACUUGGCAUACAAAGAGAUAAACAUUUGAGUCUAAGAUGUGAAGAGGGGCUUCAAGAUUCAUCCAAACAGCUACCUGGAAACGAUAGCAUUGAGAGGGUUGAACCACCAGAUAAGUCAAAAGGAUUGGUAAAUAAGGUGGAAAUGAAUUUGGACAUAGUUGUGUAUGUGAGGUACUUUUUCGUGGUGUUAUCUUUUGUGACGGGUUUAACAAGAUCGGGGUAUAGGCAAGGACUUGCAACAAAAAAUAAAUUCGAGGUUCCGACUUUCAUGGUUAUGUUUCAUCAUAUUAAUGAUUCCAUGUUGGAGAUACUCUGUUGCAUCAGAAGUUACUUUCUUGCUACUGUCAUGGACUUUGAAAUUGUUGUUAUGGUGACCAUUCUGCCCCUAAAAGAUCAUAUCUGCAGGUCACAUUAUUUUUGCCAGCCUCAGAUGGGAAGUUGAGCAUAUCUUAAAAGUGAAGGUUGUUAAUUUUGUGGAAAGUCAACAGAUGAUACAAGUAUCUUAAAAGUGAAGGUAUACAACAUCAUUUGUAUAGGCAUAUUUCAUGUCUCCUUAGAAUUAGAUGCCCAUUUUUCAUAGAGUAAUUACAUGUGAUUUUAAUAUCUUGAUUCAAGUAAAUUCAAUUUUGG